UAGACUUGAUACAACUGUAUGUUGGUUUGGAAAUAAAAUUAUAUAGCCUGACCAAUAAAAUAAAAAACCUCGCCAUAUUGCGGAAAACUAUUGGAACUAAUUUCUUCAACUGGCAACCAUCUAUAAGAGAUGUCAUUAUUGUCAUCUGUCAAAGUGUGUUGUCGAUUGUGCGUGGUGUAUUUCUUGGUUAAGUGAGUUAUUUCAGCGUUAAAAUGCCAAAGACGAUUAAAAGCCAGUUAAGAAAAGUUAUUUAUAAUAUAAAUAAUUACUUGUCAGAAAGAAGGUCUGAAGGAAUUGACUCUAUUCCUCUAAACAACAUCACGGACCUUGUUGUCAACAUGACUGGUAUAUCCCAAUCGUCCGUAAUGAAAAUACGAAGAGAAGGUCAGACCUCAGUUGUAUUUUCUACACCCAAGAAAAAUAAACCUAAAACAAAAAAGAAAAUCAAUUUGGAUGAUUUCGAUCUCUGUGCAAUUAGGCAUAAACUACAAGAAUUUUAUGCCGUCCGAAAAGAAGUACCGAGUUUGAAGCGGUUGCUUGCAGCUCUGAAAGAAUCAAUAAAUUUUGUUGGUGGCAGGGAGUCUCUUCGUUUACUGUUACACAAAUUAGGUUAUAAAUUUAAAAAAUGUAGAAAUCAAAGGAUAAUUCUUAUGGAGCGGUAUGAUAUAGUAGCAUGGAGGGAUAGAUAUCUACAAGAAAUCAAAGAUGUAAGGAAGAGUGGUAUGCCAAUUGUAUACCUUGAUGAAAGUUAUAUUCAUACUUCGCUCAAUCAAGCUAAAUGCUGGCAAAGUGAAAAUGAGCCUGGUGGAUCUAAAUCUGUGGCUAAAGGCAAAAGAUAUGUCAUUGUCCAUUGUGGUGGCAAGACUGGGUUAAUCCCUAAUGCUUUAUUAAUUUAUAAUGACAAAGAAAAAAAAAAAGAUUUCCAUGACGCCAUUAAUACAGUUAAUUUUAAGAAAUGGGUAUUGGAUAAAUUAAUACCCAAUUUGCAAGAACCUACCUGUAUAGUCAUGGACAACGCUAGAUAUCAUUCUAGCCAAAUCAACAAGCCACUGAGCAUGAUAAAUAGAAAAAAAGAAAUUACAGACUGGCUUUCAUCAAAUAAUAUUGCCUACCCUACCAAUGCUACCAAAAGUAUGCUAAUGGUUAUAGUAAAACAAAAUAAACCUGACCCAAUAUAUGAAAUAGAUCAUUUAGUACAGGAUUAUGGUCACAAAAUAGUAAGACUGCCUCCAUAUCAUUAUGACCUCAAUCCUAUUGAGAUAAUAUGGGGCAUAGUAAAAGGGAAGGUUGCCACAAAGAAUGUUGGUUUAGACAAUAUCACAUUCAUGCAGCUUGUAAAAAACUGUUUUGAGGAUAUAACUGCCGAUACAUGGAAUAAUUGUUGUGAGCAUACAAAGAAAAUAGAAGAAGAUUAUAGACAAAGGGGACCAGUAAUUGACGGAGAAAUUGAAAAAUUUAUUAUAAAUGUUGGUGACGAUAGUGAAACAUCCAAUGAUACAAGUAGCAAUGAAUCUGUUAUAUCUGAAAUUGAAACACAAUAAUCAGACAAUGAAGAUCAUGAAACAUAUGAAUCUGUUGAAUAUUUGGAUUCCGACUUUGAAGACUUAUGCUAUUAAAAUAUUAAAUAAAGCUAAUACUGAAAUAAUAAAGUUGUACUUUUUUAAACUGCCUAAUUAGAAUCAGAAUCAGAAUGCCUAUAGUUUACUUUUAAGGAAGUUUAUUUCACAAUACUUUAAAACUUAAAUAUUUACUUUAAAAAAAAACUUGUAGUAGGAACAACCUUUAAAAAGUAAAUUUUAACUGUCCUUCCUGAGUCGUUAGAAAAGAAAGAAAUAAACCUAGAUUGUAUUGUAGUGAGUAAAAAAAAAUUUAAACGUCGAUUCUUCUUCUAGCCGCGAAUUUAAAUAAAUAGUAGGUAAACUAACUUUCUGCGAUAGUUUACAUUAAAUUAAACACUAGCUAAAAAAAGUACACUUGCCAAUUCGCAAUAGUAUGACUAUAGUAGAUGUUGCCAUAAUCAUAGUUAAUAUAGCGCCCUCAGAGCAGGUUUUUUAUUUUUUUGGUCAGGCUAUACAAUACGCUACCUGAAAAAAUUAAGCAAUUAACCAGAAUUAAGUUUAAAUUAAUUUUGAAAUGCAUCAUUUUUAUUGUACAAUGUCUUGGAAAUAUUAAACAAAAUAGCAAUCAAAUUGCGAAAUUAUGACUUCUAGCAAUUUGUACAUUUAUUUAUUUGUCUUGUAUUAUUAUUUUAUAUUAUUAUUUUACCGGUUUGAUGAUUCAGAAAGAUCCUUAACAGCUAUUAUGUAUAUGCCAAAGAAACCGGCGAAGUAUGGCCUUAAAAUCCUACUAGUAUGUGACGUUAAGUUGUUUUAUGUAUUCAAUGCUUAUAUUAUGGUAAAAAUUCAGAUGGCGUUGACCUUUCCGACGAGGAACGGAAACUGGCUAUACCCACAUAAUCAGUUCCACGACUGUGCAAGGAUUUUGAAAAUACACACCGUAAUAAAACGGGUAACAACCGAUUCAACUUUACUGAACUCAUGGAGGAAUUAUUAGAAAGUGGACUUAUGUGUAUUGAUAUUCUAAAAAAUAACAAACAGCAUAUAUCACACUCACUUCAAGCAUCAAAAACACGAACGCCCGAAACGAGUGUGCAUGGUUUUACCAAAGAUUUAACUCUCGUGCCGUAUAUGCCAAAGAAGUUUAAAGCAGUUUUAUUUAUUUUAUGCACCACUCAGCAUAAAUAGAUUUUACGCAAAUGGGACUUUCAGCUAAGAAAUAACAAAAAAAAGAGCAUUUUAUUUAUCAGCAAUUACCCAGCUCAUGCUAAAAUAGAGAAUUUGACCAACAUAAAACUGGCAUUUUUACCACCAAACACUACAUCAGUGAUUUAACCGAUUGAUCAAGAAAUAAUUAAAACCCUCAGAAGUCAUUAUAGAAAUACUUUAGUACAGAAAAUG
Molecule: messenger RNA, 2957 nt
Organism: Galleria mellonella (greater wax moth)
Lineage: Eukaryota; Metazoa; Arthropoda; Insecta; Lepidoptera; Pyralidae
Exons: 3
Coding region: 213-1541 (442 amino acids)
Molecular function (GO): nucleic acid binding
Source: RefSeq, a predicted model, not a curated record